AUGUCGAAAGAUCCAUUGAUCCCGCGUUCAAAAUCUGUUCCCUGCAGGAUAUCAGAAACUCAAAAUGUCAGAUCAACAAAUUCAGAUGACUCAUUGAAACCAUCAUGGCAUAAAAAAGUCGAUGAGGAAAGAAAGAGAGGGUCAUCGUCUUCAAAAAACUCGAGGAGUAAUAACCUCGAUGAAUUCAACAAAAGAAAUGCAAUUCAAGAAGAAAAGAGAUACUCUGCAAGAAGUCCAUAUUACAAAGGACUUACUGAUUCAUCCAAAGAGAUUAAUCGACAGAAGUCGUUAGCAGGUAGUACUCCUGGGAAAGAUAGCAGCUUAUCAGCUUCUUCAACAAGUAACAGUUCUAAAUCAAAUUUAGCUAUCAAGGUACAAGAGUGGAGUGCAUCUUACUUUGUUCGCAAAGGCAAAGAAGAACGAGCAUCCUCCUUGUUGAAUGCUUCUUCGGGGAACAAGAACAUCCGUGAUCCUUCUUCAUCUGAGACAAAAGUAAUCAGAACGACAAUCGGAGAAGAACUUGGUAUACAUUCAAAAGGAGUAAGAAGAAGAAGCAAAAGUAGAAUUUCACAAUUAGAUCAGGGGAAGCCUUUGAGGGAGAGAGCAUCAGAAAUGCAAACAAAUAAUAUAGUACUACUACCUGCAGCCCCUGCCCCUGCACCUGCACCGCUAGUAACAUCACCGAUAAAAUUGUCAUUACCAUCUCCACCACCAACUCCAUUAAUAUUACAAACAUCGCAAGACGAAGAAAUUGAAUCAGUACUACUACCAUUACCAGCUUCAUCAACUCAAAAUGUCGACGAUGAAAAAGAUACCACAAAUGUGAAAGAUAUGACAGUUCCUGAAAAACAGAUUGACAAAAGAUUUACAUGGGCUGACAAGUAUAGGCCUAAUGCUCUUAAAGAUUUUCUAUGCAAUCGAAAUAUUGCACUGGAAUUGAAGGCUCUGGCAGAAACAGAUAGUAGUAUUCGCCAUUUCAUAUUUGCAGGACUGCCAGGAGUAGGGAAAAGAACCAUGAUAUUUGCUCUGCUUCGUAAAAUUUAUGGACAUGAUAAAGUACAGGCAAGAGAUAAGUGCAAGGUGUUCCACUUAAAGGUAUCAAUCCCCUACCAUCUUUCUUUCUAUUGUAUUUCUUUCGAUAAGUUAGGCAUACAAAACUCGGAAACUAAGGUUCAGAGGCCACAAAAUAGGAAGAUAGUGAAAGUAGCUUAUUCUCAAAAUGCAUUUCAGGGAGAAUCAGUUCCCAGCAUCAAAGUAAAUGUGAAGGAAUCGAACAAACAUGUUGAGAUCAAUCUCUCUGAAACUAAAGGCUAUGAGAAACAUGUCCUAGUACAACUAAUCAAGGAGAGAAAGCACAAAUCAUCCAGCAGAUCUGCACCUCCAAAUCCUGAUAAUUGUAAAGCUAUCAUUCUUGGUGAGGCAGACAAGCUAUCGACAGACGCAUUGUUAUAUAUCAAAUGGAUGAUAGAGAGAUAUGAAGGUUGUUAUAAGGUCUUCUUUUGCUGCAGCGAUAGCACAAAGCUCCAGCCAAUUAAGUCUAUUUGCAAAGUUUUUCAUCUUCAAAAACCUUCAGAUGAUGAGAUUGUAGACGUCUUGAAAUUCAUAGCACAACAGGAAGGAAUAGAACUACCACACCAAAUGGCAGUGAGGAUUGCUAGUAACUCUAAAAGUAACCUACGCCAAGCAAUUCGCUCUUUUGAAGCUACCUGGCACUUCAACACUUCCUUGACUGAAAAUCAAGAAAUCAAGACAGGGUGGGAAGACGACAUUGCAAAGAUCGCUAAAAACAUAAUUGAAGAGCAAAGUCCAAAGCAGCUAUACGAUAUCCGUGGGAAAUUGCAGAAUUUGAUAGAGCACAAUGUAUCUGCUGAGUUCAUCUUUAAUACUGUGUUUGAAGAACUAAAGAGUAAUUUGGAUGACCAGUUCCACAAAGACAUGGACAUUCUGAAAAUGAAGUAUAAUAUAAAUUCAAGUGAUCACGAUCAGGGUAAAAGUGAUAACGAUGCAGUAAAAAAGAUUGUUCACAAAUUUAUGAAAAUUGAAGAGUUCACAGCUAAAUUCAUGAGCUGGUAUAAGAUUUUUGUUCUGAAGAAAGGAAAUCAGAACCCCAUCCUCAGCAAAGGGGAUAUAUAG
Solanum verrucosum is the source of this 2133-nucleotide messenger RNA. RefSeq lists its product as uncharacterized. Gene Ontology annotation, cellular component: DNA replication factor C complex; nucleus. NCBI's taxonomy places the organism in Eukaryota, Viridiplantae, Streptophyta, Magnoliopsida, Solanales, Solanaceae. Gene Ontology annotation, molecular function: DNA binding; DNA clamp loader activity. Gene Ontology annotation, biological process: DNA repair; DNA-templated DNA replication. The transcript has 11 exons. Bases 1 to 2133 code for a protein of 710 amino acids. The record is from RefSeq and is a predicted model, not a curated record.